CUGUGAGUAGGUUUCAUAAUCGUUCUUGUCUAAAAUUUAGAAAAACUUGGAAUACAGUACCUACCUAAUCUUGUUAUUCUAAUAAUUGUUCAUAUUAAGUUAGAAAUCGUGUUUUGAAUAAUACUCCGUAGUACAAUGGCUGCGUUGAUAAAACUUCGCCACAUGCCUAUUAUUCAAAAGUCUGUUUGGAGUCAUCUAACCAAAAACAGUCGCUGUAUAUCUACUUCUAAAAAAAAUAGUGAUAGCGCAACAACAGAAUGUAAAGCUGAAGAAAAAAAUUGGGUUAGUUAUGGUUUUGACUACGAUAGUAAGGAAGAGGAUACUAAUGCCCACCACGCAGCAUUCUUUUUCUCAGUUUCGCUUUGUCUAGUUUUUGGUGGAUUUUGUUGGGCAUAUGCACCAGAUGUCCAUAUGAGAGACUGGGCACAAAGAGAAGCUUAUAUAGAAUUGCAUCGUAGAGAGAAAGCCGGCCUGCCUCCAAUUGAUCCCAACUAUGUAAAUCCUAAAACAGUGAAACUACCAUCUGAAGAUGAAUUGUGUGAUGUUGAAAUUAUUAUCUAAUUAUAUAGUUUGUAUAAAAAGUGAUAAAAUGUAGUAGCAGUGAAUUAGUAAAUCAAGUAAUUUACCUCCUUAUUUAUUCAUCUCCUUAUACUAUAUAUAUAAUAUCUGUAAAUUACAAUAAAUUACCGACUAUUACUAUUAUAGAAUUCUUCCUAUUUUGUUGACGUUGUUUAAAUAAAUAAAAUGAUCUUAAAAGAUUAA
Molecule: messenger RNA, 762 nt
Organism: Danaus plexippus (monarch butterfly)
Lineage: Eukaryota; Metazoa; Arthropoda; Insecta; Lepidoptera; Nymphalidae
Product: NADH dehydrogenase [ubiquinone] 1 beta subcomplex subunit 11, mitochondrial
Exons: 1
Coding region: 136-561 (141 amino acids)
Source: RefSeq, a predicted model, not a curated record